Anopheles bellator is the source of this 1026-nucleotide messenger RNA. RefSeq lists its product as uncharacterized. Bases 1 to 1026 code for a protein of 341 amino acids. NCBI's taxonomy places the organism in Eukaryota, Metazoa, Arthropoda, Insecta, Diptera, Culicidae. The record is from RefSeq and is a predicted model, not a curated record. Gene Ontology annotation, biological process: synapse organization. The transcript is spliced from 4 exons. Gene Ontology annotation, cellular component: neuron projection membrane.
AUGGCUCGGAUUUUCACUGGGAUCGAUCUGAACUCUUUCUGGUGCUGGUGCUGCUGCUGCUGCAAUCAAAGGCAUCUUCUAGCUGUGAUAUUCAUCUUUAGCCUCGCAAUGGGAGCUCCACACACCGCCAAAUUACAACGUGCAACAGAGAAUCCCACGUUUGUGUUCUGGUACCACGAGCACAGCAUGGUGAAUUUCGAUCAGUUGAACGGAUUUUCCGUAGCUCCGUUCCAACCGUCGGCUCCCGCCAUCCACCAGCACCUGCAGCAUUACCUUCCACACCCAGUCCUCGACCACGGGCCGCAGCUCUCUGCCGAAGACCAGGACUUUAGCGGUGUACUGGAUGAUGACGACUUACUCCAGCGUUCACUGCACCUGGAUCAGGAUGCCACUUCGCCCUUCCUGGCCACCUCGUCGUCUGCGUCGUCCUCAUCUUCGCUGCUACUGGCGUCCCUCGCCGCGGCGGCCUUCUCUUCUUCCUCCUACCAAAACCUCGAACCGGCCCCGGACAUGUCCAUCGAGCUCGGACCUGAGGCGGGCCCGGGACUGUCGUCGGAAUCGUCGGACCCGCUGGACGCGGGCGGCGCCCGUCGGCAUAAUCAUAAUCACCCGCAUCCCCACGUCCAUCACCACGCCCAUCAGCAUCAGCAUCAGCACCAUCAUCACCAUCACUUCCCGCGGGGAGCGUGGCCCACGAACCACAGCUCGUUGCUGCUGUACUCGCACAUCCUGACGCCGGCCCCGAGCGUGCUUACGAUCAGGAAAGUCCACUUUAAGCACGCCGGUAAUUACACUUGCGCCCCCUCGAACGCCCGUCCGGCCAGCAUCACCGUGCACGUGCUGCAAGAUAAAAAACCAGCCGCCAUGCAGCAUGCAAACCGCAGUCAGCUGGAUGACGGUAGUAAGCAAUCGAGAAAUGGAUGCCCUCGCCAAGGCCGCCACUACCGAGCGUUUCCUGUGGCCGCAUUGCUACUUCUUUGCUUCACGUGCCAUCUGGCCACCCGGCCCGAUAGGCUAGAACGGUGA